UUUGAGCAGCUGACCUCAUCCACAGUCUUCACCUGCAGCAGCUGCCCUCAUGGCCCACCCCUACGAGCCCUGGUUACGGACAGCACCACCUAGUGGCAGCUCAGAAGACAUGAACAUCCCCUCCUGGUGGGACCUUCACAGAGACGUGCAGCCAGGCAGCUGGAUCGACCUGCAGACGGGUCAAGGUGUUGGUUUGCCGUCCGUGAGUCCAGGCAGCUCCAUGGGGCUGCAGCCAUCUUUAGGGCCUUAUGGCUCCGACCCACAGCUGUGCACGCUGCCUCCAGCUCAGCAUGCUCCGGCCUCGCACUCGUCCCACCUCUUCUCCCAGGAUGGCUUCAAGAUGGAACCACUGGCCCCUGAGAUGCUGCAGCAGGAAACGUUCUCCUUGGAGGAACCUCAGGAGACCUCUGUGUCAGCUCGUCCCAAACCCCAGCGCCGGUCCUCCUCCAGAGGUGCCGGCCAGGCUGCAUGCCGCUGCCCGAACUGCGUUCAUGCCGAGCAGAUGGGCCAGAGCACCGACGACAGCAGGAGGAAGCACAUGCACAACUGCCACAUCCCGGGCUGCGGCAAAGCCUACGCCAAGACCUCCCACCUGAAGGCCCACCUACGAUGGCACAGCGGGGAUCGGCCCUUCGUCUGCAACUGGCUCUUCUGUGGGAAAAGGUUCACGCGCUCUGACGAACUGCAGCGCCACCUACAGACGCACACCGGUGCUAAAAAGUUCAGUUGCGCGUUAUGCCCCAGAGUGUUCAUGCGCAACGACCACCUGGCCAAGCACAUGCGCACACAUGAGUCGCCGCCAGGACACGGUGAGGAGAGGGUGAACGGAGACGGCAGGAUGGACAAAGGCUUCGAUGCAGCAACGCCUCCGCAGUCGUCCUCAAAUGUGUCCGACGGCACUGAGCCUCCACUCAAGAUGAAAUGUGAGACAGACCCAUCGGUGUCCAACGUGACGGGGCAGUCUGGCUAAGUUCAUCAGUUUCAGAAGAUGAAGGGCUCACCGUGUGGUCUCCUCUCCGUUGGAGAGGAGUCAUAAUUUUACAGUAGAAGAGUAGAGAGUAGAAGAAAGUUCGGGACAAACUAUAACAGAUGAAAGCUGGAUGGAACAAAUAUUCAUCUAUGGUCCUGUGAAUUUACCAACUGGGUAAACUCAGAGUUGUUAUAGCAGAAUUAAAAACAGGAAUUCUAUGCAGAAAAGUUUCCUCUGAAAAGUGAAAAGAUGGCGAACAAGGCAACAGGUUGUUGCUGGACGUCCAUUGCUGCUAGAGCUACAACUACCAGAAGACAAGACACCGCAUGAGUUCAUCAGAAGGUGGCUUGGUGACUUGUUUACAAUGAAAUUAAUCAAAUGUGUGGAAUAGAAGAGCUGUUUAAAUGAACUAUACUAACUAAAGGAAAGGAGGCAGUGAUGAUGUUUUCUUUAUGUUUAAACUGUCACCACAUGUGUGCAGCCUACUGUACUGGAAGAUAAUAACGUCUUACAAAAGUUAGUAGCCAUUUGGAUGAGCGAUGUCAAUUACAAUGGUGUGCUACAGCA
Messenger RNA from Acanthochromis polyacanthus (spiny chromis), 1537 nucleotides. RefSeq names its product transcription factor Sp6-like. The transcript has a single exon. Gene Ontology annotation, biological process: regulation of transcription by RNA polymerase II. Gene Ontology annotation, molecular function: DNA-binding transcription factor activity, RNA polymerase II-specific; RNA polymerase II cis-regulatory region sequence-specific DNA binding. NCBI's taxonomy places the organism in Eukaryota, Metazoa, Chordata, Actinopteri, Pomacentridae. The record is from RefSeq and is a predicted model, not a curated record. The coding region runs from base 50 to 970 and encodes 306 amino acids.